CCGCGUUUUCUUAACUUUAACUUCGUUUCGGCAUUAAAUAAGAUAAUGUGUUCUUAUAAUUUAAUGAAUCUUAAGUUACGCUUUAGUUUCCCCUUUGAGUCUUUAAUUAUUUUGUAACAUUAUUGUGAAUCAAAAAACUGAAUCAAAUUGCAAUUAUCAAUAAGCCUUUAAAUUUGUUUCCAGUGUUUUCCUUUUAGGUUGUGGAAAUUUGGUCAUAAGAAUUGUUAACGAGGUGAAUUGUUUAAUGACAAUGUUUACUUAUUAAAAAUGGAUGUGAUUAUCAACAUUGAUCAAUUGAUCAACAAGUUGGACUGUGGUCAUGAUCAAAGUGAUGUUUUUUAUGUUCACAGAUGUUUAAAAACAUUUUGUGGAAAGUGUAAACAAGAAAAUGAUUUGUGUGUCAUGUGUAAAUCUAAACUUGUCGAAACUGAUUAUCUCAAAGCCAUUGAAAGGAAAAGAUGUAGAGAUGAUUCCGUUUGUAACAAUCAAGCCAUUUUCCAUUGUUUUUGUGAUGAAAAAGAUUUUUGUGAGCCUCAUUUACUUAGUUUUCAUAGAACAAUUUUACCAUCAAAACGAUGUUGUGCUGUGAUUCUCAGUUCGGAGACUGAUGAUCAACCAUGUUCCAAAUGUAGCAAAUGUAUCGCUCAAUUUUUCGACAAUGAAACCAGUGAAUUGUUUUGUGCAAAAUGUGCAAAGAAUAACAAUUCUUCUAACAUCGUACCAAUUGAAUUAGACAACAACAACAACACCGAUACCAACAACAUCAGAGUAACCGAAAAUAUUAAAAUUUAUCUUGCUGAUGUACAAAAGCAAUUGGAUCUAUUGAACAUAAAACUAAAAGAGUAUACGAAUGAGAUUGAAAAAGAAAAGGACAAGUUCGAUAAGCAAAUCAACCACUUGCAAAAGGAAUUGGAAUCUUAUGUGAACAUUAACAAAGAUCAAUUAGACUCUUUGCGAAAUUCAGUUGACAAAGUUAAACAAUUUUUGAAUUUAUUGAAUCGCAGUGAUAAACUUGGAAUAACCAAUUUAAUCAAGUCGGAUAAGCUCAACUAUAAACUUGCGGACUCGAAAUUACGGCUGUGGGUUGGAGAGAUCAUUCAAUCGUAUAAUAUUCCUGAAUUAACAAAAUCGGGUUUUAGCUGGAUCGAAGAGACUGAUUUUCAUGAGUUGGUUCCUGGUCCACGGAAUUGGAAGUCUAAUCAUAGUCCAUUCUUUCCAGAUAAUAUACUUAAAUUGGCUCACGACUUUAUCAAAGAUCAUCUUCGCCAUAAAAAUGACUGUAACUCUCCAUCCUGCCCCUGUAAGUCAGGCAAUCUUAUCAACUGUAUCCAACAAAAGUUUGUCAACCUCACAAACCAGAAACAACUUACAAGAAACGAUUUGGAUUAUUUUCUCGACUGUUCUUCCAUUGCUGGUGGUGAUGUUACUCUAUUAAUUGAAACUGGUAAACGAGCUCUUAAUCAGUCAGUAGAUCUGACGUUUGCUCGAAUAUGUUUCGAAGAAGCUCAUCGAAUCGAUCCAACAAAUUGGUUUGUUCUCGACACUUUAAUGGGUCUUUAUUUCGUACUCAAUGAUCACAAUAAUUGUCUACAAUUCGCAAUCAAAGGAUUAAUGAAGGAUGGCAAUUACUUUAAAGCUCGUGUAUUAGUCUCAGAGAUGUUGAAACUUUCGCCAUCUUUAGAAUCAGAAUUGCCUGUCCGUCUUAAUUAUCUAAAAAAUUGGAAUCCGCAGCAAGGCUUAGAAAGAAAGAGAAAACUUUUAGAAGUUCUGGAGAAUUUAAAACGACUCCAUGAGCGACGAAAGGAAAGUGAAGAAAAACGAGAAAAUUUUCGAAAAUCUUUAAGUUUUGAUCUCAAUGACACCAGAUAUAACUCUUUAAAAUCUGUCAUUUCAGCCUUGAUAGACGUUAAAAACAAAAUGACAGAACAUAAAGUCGAUCCUAAUUCGUUAAUAUCGAUCACUAUCUCUACCAAUCCUGUUCCAAAUGGCAAUGCUCCUCGGUCUAUCCGUAGUUCUCACAAGAAAGCCCUAAAUCAAAAUAAUAAGCGAAAGACCAUAGGAUCAAGAGGAUCAAGUCCUGAGUUAUCUGUCAAACGGAGACCAAUUCGAAAUAAGAAGACAACCGAUGCAACGGUCGACAAUAUGUACAAAAAGAUUUUCUUCAUGUUCCCCGAAAGUGUUUUAACUCGUGAAAUAGUCCAGAAAGACGACGAGUUAAUGAUACAUACUCAGCACGAAACUCAAGUGGAACAUUUAAUUUUAACCCGUUAUCGCUCGAAACAAAUACCAUUCGUCUCAAAAGGAAAACAAAUCGAUCUGCUUAUUAGCGAUCUUCUCUACGAAAUAGCAGACCAAGCAGCUUUAAUCAAAUUACCUUCUAAUUUCAUGGAUCUGUAUGGAAUUCAUCGAAAAAGUUAUCCAUUGUCCAAACCUUCAACGCUUUGUACCAGUGGUAUUGGAGUAUUAGCGACAAAAUUGAUCUUAACUGCCAAUGAGGUGAACUUUAAUCAAUCUGAAGCAAUAUUUUUGACUGAAUCAAUUCCAUAUAUACGAGAUUUAUUGAAUCCAAGCGAUUAUGAUAAAUUUUUCAUUCGUCUCAUGAUUCUUCGAGGAAUCAAAGAAUCUAAAGUUGAUUAUCUUCUAAUGGCAAAUGAAGUUUUCGAAAAAUCUGACCUUAAAUGGGUUCAAACAGCAAAUCAAACAUUUUUUAGUUCGUCUAUUCUUAAAUCAAUGAUCAACGAGAUGAACGAAAAUAAUUUGGAUACGUUAUUGGACCAACAUCGACACGAGGAAAUUGUUGAACUAUUAGCAUCCAAAUCUGAGCUCUCUAAACAAGAAGAAGUGUACCUUUGUCGCUCUAUUCAGUCAUCAAAACAAUGGAAACGUGGAAUCGAAAUUAUUGCUAAAAGUAAACAAUUAACUGAUCGAUUGUUAAAACUGUUACGAGCUUGUUUAAAGAAUGGUGAUAAACUAUCAAUUGAUCGUGAGUUGGCCAUUAAUUUGCUCAAAUUAGGGACUAAAGACUACAAUGCAAUGGCCUGGACUUGUAUUCUACAAACAUUCAUAAAUGAAAUGCGAGAUGGUAAAUUAGACGAUGGAAAAAUCACUGGUUUGAUUGGUUCAGUUCACGAUUAUUUAGGUCAUAGAGAUGCUUGUUGUGAUUACAAUGGAGAGUUUUUAUCUCUCGCACUUGAUUAUCUGAUUUUUCAAUGUAGCAGAAUCAAAGAGGGGCUAAUUCUCAGCUGCCUUGGCUGCUAUUACAAACAAUUAGAAUGUAGCUUUCUAUCAGCUAAUCAUGAAUCAGGAGUUUCUCUACGUUGGAAGGACAUUCGUCCUAUUUACAAUUACUUCAUCCCUGAAACUUUACCAAAGUUUGAUAGUGAAACAGAUAAAUCAAUCGAUUUAAAUACUGUAGAGCUUCUACGCAAUUUACUUCCCUUGGUCCCUGAAAAUUUAAAUCCUGAAAGAUUUUCCAGUUCUGUCAAAGAAUUUAUCGAUCAUGGAAAAUCAAUUGAGCUUACAGCAAUUAUUCCGAAAAAUCAUGUUACUCGAGAUCUUUACUAUUAUUUAGCUGAUUAUUACUUAAAACACGGCCACUUUCAAAAAGCCAGCAAAUUUUAUAUUCUUGAUUUAACUUUAAAUCGAAGUCGAUUUGAUUCAUGGGCUGGCUGUGCUCUCACAAUAACAAAAUAUUCUUCGACUAGUUGUCGAGAUUUCUGCUCAUUUACUGAAGAAAAGUUGCUUUUAGAAGAAAAAGUAUUUCGUUGUUUCAAUGAAGCGAUUCGGCUCAAAGAUAAUAAUUCAAGGGUAUGGUUCGAAAAUGGAAAGUGUGCUUAUAAAUCGCGAGUUAUAUUUCUCGAGUCAUAAAAUUUGGACCAG
Molecule: messenger RNA, 3879 nt
Organism: Panonychus citri (citrus red mite)
Lineage: Eukaryota; Metazoa; Arthropoda; Arachnida; Trombidiformes; Tetranychidae
Exons: 3
Coding region: 268-3867 (1199 amino acids)
Biological process (GO): chromatin organization
Cellular component (GO): nucleus
Molecular function (GO): protein binding; nucleosome binding
Source: RefSeq, a predicted model, not a curated record